AUGUUGAAGUUUGGUAUCCAGGUUACUGACUAUUACAGUAUUAGUAAUACAAGUCCAGAUACUUAUAGUCUUUCAGAGCCUGGCAUAGUUGUUUCAACUCCACAAUAUCCAUUAGAUAACAUUAUUAGUUAUAAUCAGCAACAACGAAAACCACAGAAAAUCAAUGUUUCUUCACAAACCGUUCAAAACAAUUCUUCGUGCUAUAUUGAUAUCCUUAAAGAUGAUAAUAAUCAAUCAAAAUAUAAAGUUGGUUCUUACACAAUACUUAAUGAGCAUUUAUUCACAACCAAAGAUAACAUUCGCAAGAAUGUAUACAUGCCAAGCAUUUCUACUAAUCACAAUAUAAUUAAAUUAUGUUAUGACAAAAAUAUUCAUAAAAUGUGGCAGAAGUAUGAAAAUCAGCUGUAUAAAUUUAGUGAAGUUACAUCAUCAUUCUCCUUGUCAACGUCACCAUCAUCACUAACAUCUUCACCAUCCGUAACUUUAUCCUCAUCACCAACAUCAUCGUCAUCUUCGUCAACAAUUAAUUCAUUAAAAAAUGAGCUUUAUACUGUUACAAUGAACAGAACAUUUAAAAAUGACUCAUCUGAUUAUGAUGAUAGUGAAGGUGAUCAACAAGAUGAAGUCCAUCAAGAAAGAACUCAAAAUAAACACUCCACCGUUGUCAUUCGUCGUUUGGUCAGUAAAAAUAAAUAUCGUAAUAAAAAGGAUUUAACAAAUGACAGUGAUAGUGUAUUUUAUCAGUCUCAACGCAAUAAAUAUGUCAGCAAAAUCAUAAAAAUAAUAUAUGGGAUUUUGUUGACCACUGUGGGGUUUCUAUUAGUGUGUAUACAGUUCAAUGGAAAGAAGUCAGAAUCAAUUUUUUUAGAAAUCUUCCUCAACUUUUUAUUAAUUGGACAACUUUUACAUUUUCUGAGCUUCUAUUUUACGAUGUAUUUCAAUGCUUGCCGUUCUUUUUGUGGCUGCUGUUUGAUGGAUAAUAAACUUCAACAUUUACAUUACUUUCCUUAUCGUCGAAGUCGUGUAACCGACCAGUUAUUCACUCUAAGACGGAACCAUGUUAAGGCUUAUCAUAGGCGAAAAAAUCAGAUUGUGGACAAUGACAACAGUCAAGUAGAUAUCAAACAUCAAAGUAAGAAACUGCCAUCUCCUAAAAGACAAAUUUCAAUUUCUCGGCCUGAUAGUAUGCAGUAUCAUCAGCUUGGGACCAUCGGUAAUGCAAAAAACUUAAGGUCACAGUUUCAUAACGCUAAUCAAACAAAAAGAUUAACUACAUAUUUAAAAGGUAUGAAAAAUGUUCAAACCCAUUCCAGAAUAAUUUUACAAUGUGAAUAUAUUUUUCUAGGAUUCUUUUGUGUUGGAAGCCUAAUAAGCAUCAUAUAUUAUGGAGACAGAUUAAUUAAAUCAUCCAUUAGUACCGAUUGGGGUAUCUGGUACUCUUCAAAUCAUGCAAAUUUAAGAGAAAAUAAUAAAAACUAUUUUACCAAUGAGAAUGAUCAUCACCAUGUGGAUGAGAAAAAAUAUCUAUUAGAAAAAAAGACCACUAUUUUCGCAGAUAACAAUAUCUCUCAUCAACAUCCCUUAAUAAUUAAUAGUUCAAUAAUGCCCACAAGUAACUCGUACAUUAAUAAUCCGAAAUAUAGUUAUGUUAUUUUUUUUAAUUAUACAGUAUCAAAUAAUAAGACAAAUGUAACAGCUGAUAAUUCAUAUAAAAACCAUGAUUUUCAUCAGAUUACUUACAUAAAUUGGUUAAAAUUGAUUAAUAAUGUAUUAUGGGUACUUGUACUUAUCAUACAAAUACCAAUGAUGAUUCAACUAAAAAAGAUUUUUCCAAAAAUGUUGAGAAUGUACAAUGGAUUACUGUUUGUACACGUUAUAGCCGCCAAUCUAACCAGUUGGUUCCGUAUGGCAUAUAUAGGAACGGAAAAUUACCUCAGCUACUAUCAUGAAUAUAAGUUAAACAAAACAUAUGAAAUUAAAGGUAACUUUAAUAGACUGUCAGUUUUGAAGGUUAUACAAAGUCCAGUAGCCUAUCUUCUAAAUUGUGUCGCUUGUUCACAUCUUCUAGUUGUAGUUUUGAUCUGGAUCAGUUGGAACGUUCGAAAACUAAUAAAAAAUCUUCAAAAUUUUGAAAAUAUACCUAGGAAAAAACGUCUUGUCCAUUGGGCUAAAGAAACCAAUUCAUCAUCACCUAUCCAUCAUAAAAAUUUAACAAUUUCUCGAAUUUCACAAUCAGUAUCAAAUUAUAAUAACAACGUUUAUUGUCAUUGUGAAAGGAAAUCUUACAUUUGUGGAUUAUUUAGUUUAUUUUCAGUAAUCAUUUGUAUCAUACAUUUGUCUACUUAUAGGCUAAAUGAAUUUUCACAAAUAUUUCUUUGUUAUUUUAGUUAUUUUCUAAUUUUAAUAUUGAUAAUAUCACAAAACAUUUUAUUAGUAGUUUAUUCUUCAACUUAUGAUAAACAUUCAAAUUCAAGUUAUAUUUAUUCUUAUAAAUUUUCAAAUCAUCUCCAUUGGUUAAAAUCAAAUUUAAUUUAUUUUCCAUUUCUUUUUCAAUUCACUGGUUCAAUAUGUUUUAAUUUAAUGCAAAUUAUUGAAAUUUUAUUAAAAUUCACAAACGUAUAUACUAAAGAUUUUGUUAUUAACUCAUCUUUUCUAAAUACAUCCAUUGUACAUAAUUCAUUGUCAACUUAUGCUAUACAUCAACCUUAUAUGAUUAAUCAGUAUCGUUAUGUAUCUGAUCAAGAAUUAUUUUUGAUAUACUUUAUUCUUUUAACACUAUGUAUAGAAGUAAUAGAAAAUUGUAUUGAGAUAAUAUGCAUACCAUUAAUUAUGGUAAAAUGCUUUUUACAUCGAAUUACUAAACCUACAUUUUUUACUAAUUUAAUAAUUAAUUUAAUUACCAAUGAAAUUUGUUUAUUAUUAAUGAAAUUUUUUAAUCCACAAUUAUUGAGUUUAAGGGAUAAUUCUAUUUUGAAUUGUUCUACUAAUUAUUUAAAUAGUCAUAAUAUGACUAAUAAAAGUACUACAAACACUAUGAAUAGUCCUUAUGAUGUUACUUAUGAAAUUUUAAUUCAAAACACUAAUACUACUGUUAAUAGUCAAACUAAUUUUAUUCAUGAAAAUAAAAUAGUUAAUGAAAUUUGUAAUCUAGUACAAUUUUCCAUAGUUACAACUCAUUGGUGGUAUUGGAUAUUUAUAAAACAAUUAAGUUAUUCUAUUUGUAUUAUAUUUCGACAAUCUAUGUUAAUAUGUUGUGGAUUUUUAUAUUCAAGUUAAAUAGUGAAAUUCAUUUAUAAAUACAAAGAUCUAUUUAUAUUUUCCUUGAAAAAAACUUAGAUCAGAUUGUCAGGCAAAACGUUGAAUUUACUUCAAAUUCUUUCGCUGAGCUUUUCGCAGAUACAUUCUUUCUCUUUAAAAAUCUAUGAGUUUAUCAGAAUAUUAUCAUUUUUAAGAGAAAAAUUACAUAGCAACUUUCUAUUGUUC
Messenger RNA from Schistosoma margrebowiei, 3483 nucleotides. Lineage: Eukaryota; Metazoa; Platyhelminthes; Trematoda; Strigeidida; Schistosomatidae. The record is from the annotation of a GenBank genome assembly.